GAAAUACCUAUUUGUGAUUUUUAUUUUUGUUUGUGAUUUCACAUUGUUCCUGCAGAAUUAUUUCGCUCUGUUUCAUUGUCUCGGAUCAUACCCUUUAUUGGGGAAUUUUCUUUUUUGAGAGAGAUUGAGGGUGCUUUGCUCUGAUUUGCCUGAAAGAUUCGAAAACUUUGCUGGGUUUGAUUGCUGAGACUGAAAAACCAAAAGAGAAAAAAAAAAAAAAAAAAACUCUCUUCUUUGUGCUACCGAUGCCAGAUACUCGGCAGACUCAGAAAAAUGCUGUUCCAAAUCAAUCCGAUGGUAACAUUGAAGAUGCAAUUUGGCGGUUGAAAAUCAAUGAUAAUCAGGAAGGGGGUGGUGUGGCUCAAUCAAACGUGCUCCCGGAUCGACCCGGCGAACCCGAUUGCAUAUUUUAUUUGAGGACUGGUUCGUGUGGAUAUGGAAAUAAUUGUCGUUUUAAUCACCCUGCUUAUGCUUCACAGGGUGCUCAGUUCAAUGGAGAUCUUCCUGAAAGAGUUGGACAACCUGACUGCGGGUAUUUUCUGAAGACAGGGACUUGCAAAUAUGGGUCAACUUGUAAAUUUCAUCACCCAAGAGACAGGCGCGGUGCUGGACCAGUUUCAUUCAACAUCUUAGGUUUCCCCAUGCGCCAGGAAGAAAAGUCAUGUCCUUAUUACAUGAGAACUGGAUCAUGCAAGUUCGGAGCUGCAUGCAAGUUUCAUCAUCCCCAGCCUGCUUCUCUUGGAACCGUGUUUCCUGCUCCCCCUCCUGCUUUUGGAUCAGCGGGAUCCGCAGUGCUGCCUUCUUCAAAUCUACCUUAUGCAGGUGGGCUUCCGGCAUGGUCUUUCCCAAGAGUGCCCUAUGUACCUGGUCCACAACCACAACAACAACCUUAUGUGCCUGUUGUUAUUUCUCCUUCUCAAGGCAUUAUAUCCGCAGGAGGCUGGAACACCUACGUGGGGAACGUGAGCCCUGUGCCUUCCACCGGUAUUGUUGGAUCCAAUCUUGUUUACAACCCUAGGAAUCCCGUGGAGUCGGGUUCCGCUGGACAAAUGCACUUGUUAUCAAAUUCAGGUCUUAGUCUCCCUGAGAGGCCCGAUCAACCAGAAUGCCGGUACUUUAUGAGCACUGGGAAUUGCAAAUAUGGUACAGAUUGCAAGUAUCACCACCCAAAAGAAAGGAAUGCACAAUCCGCAAGCAAUCCACUUGGACUUCCAUCACGGCCCGGGCAAGCUGUAUGUUCGUAUUACAGUAUGUAUGGCAUCUGCAAAUAUGGUCCAACUUGCAAAUUCGAUCACCCACCCUUGUCCUAUCCUUAUAACUACGGUCUGAGCCUUCCUGCCAUGCUUGAUUCACCUUUUCUAAGUCAUCAAAGAAGCUUUGCAACAGUCCCAACAAUCGAGACUUCUCACUCCAUACCAGCAAAAUCUUUUGAUGUGGUGCAGAAACCAUUGAAAAACAAAAGUUGGAACUCGGAAACAAGGCUAUCGGAAGAUUCGUCUAAACAUGUUGGUUCUUUGGUGCACACACCGCCUUCUUCAGAAGCUUCAGAGGAUCAAUCCGGGUGAAGACUUUUUUGUUCCUAUUUAUUUUCCUCUUUGCGCAUGUCCUUCUCUCGAUUAGUAUCUUUGAAGGGAACAUCUAUUACAUGCACCUUCUGUCCCCCCAUUUUCGCCUGCGGUUCUGAGUGAAUAGGUUGUUUGAAAUCAAUUCGAUGAGAGUCUGGGGAGAUGGAAGACACAUUUUUUUUGUGGUGAAUAAUACGCAGGUGGAAGAUUGUAAGAUUUUUUUUUUUUUUUUUUUUUUUUCCUUUUUUCCUGGAUCUUCAACUACUCUAUCCUGGGAUGUUUUUUUAACUCCCUUUUUUCUUUGAUAGUUAAAUUACACAAGUACAUUUCAGACUA
Morus notabilis is the source of this 1901-nucleotide messenger RNA. RefSeq names its product zinc finger CCCH domain-containing protein 3. Gene Ontology annotation, molecular function: mRNA binding; metal ion binding. The transcript has 8 exons. The record is from RefSeq and is a predicted model, not a curated record. Lineage: Eukaryota; Viridiplantae; Streptophyta; Magnoliopsida; Rosales; Moraceae. Bases 246 to 1565 code for a protein of 439 amino acids.